Cryphonectria parasitica EP155 is the source of this 944-nucleotide messenger RNA. RefSeq names its product 2, 3 cyclic phosphodiesterase. Gene Ontology annotation, molecular function: 2',3'-cyclic-nucleotide 3'-phosphodiesterase activity. The coding region runs from base 48 to 665 and encodes 205 amino acids. The record is from RefSeq and is a predicted model, not a curated record. The transcript has 2 exons. Lineage: Eukaryota; Fungi; Ascomycota; Sordariomycetes; Diaporthales; Cryphonectriaceae. Gene Ontology annotation, biological process: cyclic nucleotide metabolic process.
CUCUCCCUUUCCAACCCACCUCCACAGUGACAAUACAGCCAACCAACAUGCCUGGCUCCUCUCUCUGGCUGGUGCCACCAUCUUCUCAUCCCAUCCACGCCAUCCUCGCCAAACUCAUCUCUUCCGAAUUGCCUUUGCAUCUCCCCUCUGCAUCCCCACCUCCACCACUCUUUAGCCCGCAUCUGACGCUCACCUCCAACAUCGACCCAGCCAAGUAUGGCGACGAUCCACAGGGAUGGCUAAACAGCAUUCCCUUCCCAUCUAGUGCAGAUGUCCAGGUCAUAUUCGAACGCGUCAAGACUGAGGAUGUCUUCUUUCGUCGGUGCUACAUCAGCUGCGGCUGGGAUGGGGUUCGAGACACAGCGGGCAUCGCAAGGGCGAGGGGCGUCAUAGGGGAGGAAACAGUGCAGCAGGAGACCACAAAGUGGCUGGCCGAAUGGAGGGAGGCCUUCGGGCCACAUGUCAGUCUGCUUUAUGGCGACAUGCCCAUUGAUGAGGCCAAGCUCAAAGAAAUUGAGCAGGCUGUGCAAGAAGCAGGCAUCACCUUGAGCCAGGACAAAGGUAAAUCUGAAAGGUUUGAUGGGUGGGAUGGAGGCAUAGUGUGGCUUGUUCCCACUGACAAAGAUAUUGCGGAAUGGAAGCCUAUCGCGACUCGGCUUCUCUGAUUUCUGCCAGCCCCGUUGGGUCUGCUUCCCAAGAAGCGAGAAGUGCUGGAAGCAUUUGCUAAGCCCCAUUUCCCUGGGAGUAGGUGCCCAAAAACUGCCUGGUCCAUGAUGAUUGGUAGAAUCCAAGCAGUGGUUGCAUGUAUUAUAAGAAUUGGCUGGCUACCCUCUCACACUCGCAAUGCAGUAAUCGAGGAAUAUACUAAGCCCAUAUGGUCUUCCCCUUCAUAUUCACUUGAAAGGGCCUUGACUUGAUAGCUGAGAAGCUUGUGAGCAUAGAAA